AUGAAGUGUCAAACUCACGCUGACAACAAUGUCAUCAUGGUUUGUCAAUCCGGGCAAUGUGAUACUUGCUUCGUCUGUGAUAAGUGUAUAGCAGGGCCACACAGCCGUCACCCAAUGGCCACCAUUGAAGAUGUCGGAACAGCAGAGAAGAAACGACUCAAGACUCUGUCCGAAGACAAUUCUAAAAGCCUAGAAGCUCAAAAGAAGAAUAUGGAACUUGUGGACAGCAUUAAACAACGGAUACAAAACUCUAUUGACGCAAUGCUAUCAUCACAAGAGAAAUUAAGGCAGGUUCUGGAAACAGAAGAUUGGAUAAGUAUUAUUCAAGAAGGGAAAAGGGCAAAGAGGUCAGAUACUGCCCCGGAAGAAACAGGAAUUCUUUCAACCUCUCAACAAUCUCAAUGUUCAAGCGUAUCAUCGACAGAGGGAGAAGUUUCAUCGGAUUUCGAAGGAACAGUUUAUAGACACAAGAAACUCGAAACAGUCUCUAGUACUAAACUUUCACCAGAUCACAGCAUCACGUGUGUUGCCCCGGCUGAAAGGGAUACUCUUUGGGUUAUUAUAAAUAAGGAGGUCAGGUUAUGCAAAAAGCAAAAACUCGUAAACAGCAAUAUUAAAUAUGGGAAGAAAAUUCGUGGAAUAGCUGUUACAAACUCUGACAAAUUACUCACAACAUGUACUGACGAUAAAUGUGUGAGGAAGAUUACCUCUGGCGGUAAAACAUUAUUUAGUUUGAACACAGAUCCUCUGAUUCCUAAUCAGUUAUGUGUCGCCAGCAACGGCGACAUCUUAGUCACGCUUGUUUCAUCCUUUGUGGAUCCUCUGCCGGACACAGUUGGAGUCGUGAGUCGGUACACCCCACAAGGGAAGAGGAUGGUAACGUUUGAGAGGGAUCGCUUCGGUAACAGCAUCUGUCCUAAAUAUAUAGCAGCCAGUCGAGUCUCGGACAUGGUGGUUGUAACCAAUCUCACUAACAAAGACAAUGACGAUUGGUUUUAUGGUCACGUGAUAGUAAUGACUGGGGAUUUCCAAGUGAAGUUUCGUUACCUUAGUGAUGGGAAAGUGAUCCCUGGCAACCAGCAAUAUCACCAAGAUACUUCAACCAAACAUUUCAGUAUUGGUAUCGACAUCCAAGACAAUAUCAUACUUGGCGAUAUGAAAGCGGGCUGCAUUGAUAUAGUAGACAAAUUGGGCCAAAAACUUCAACGUCUGGGAGAAGUUAGUGGGAUAAGUUAUCUCACCGUUUCUAAUGAUGACCAGUUGUGGAUUGGACAGACAACAGGUCGAGUGGAGGUCUACAAACGUGUGUAA
This is a messenger RNA of Ylistrum balloti, 1311 nucleotides long. RefSeq lists its product as uncharacterized. The transcript is spliced from 2 exons. Lineage: Eukaryota; Metazoa; Mollusca; Bivalvia; Pectinida; Pectinidae. Bases 1 to 1311 code for a protein of 436 amino acids. The record is from RefSeq and is a predicted model, not a curated record.